AUGUACGGAGAACUGGCUAGAAUAACAACUGAAGACGAACGUACUCGAUACUUUGCUAUAAUAAAAGCGAACUACAUUAUUGGGAUUGUUGUAGGUCCAGCACUAAAUCUCUUUCUAAAGGAGUUUGAUUUCUACAUCGGUGACUGGCACAUUGAUUUCCGCACAUCGCCGGGAUUUUUCAUGGCUUUAAUGUGGAUACUAGCCACUGGUAUCAUGUUUGUAUUUGUCUAUGAUCUCUCAGACGAGAUGAGAAAAGAGACAGGGUAUGAACUAGUUUCAGACUGUCCAAAUGAAGAACAGUUUUCCAAAAAAGAGCAACUCCGAGAGGUGUAUGGAAAAAAUUGUCGCGAGGACGAGCAUGGUCAAAUGACGUCACCUCCAGCUGGAAUAAAUGACGUCACCAACAGCAAGAAACUGGCCGAGAAAGAACCUUAG
Messenger RNA from Paramuricea clavata, 435 nucleotides. NCBI's taxonomy places the organism in Eukaryota, Metazoa, Cnidaria, Anthozoa, Malacalcyonacea, Plexauridae. The record is from the annotation of a GenBank genome assembly.